UCACUUCAAAAAUGACGACGGAGGAGCACCAUCACAUCACUCAGACAGGAGGAACCGUCCGAGUUCACAGCAAUGUCAAACUGGAUUCAGUGAUCCUGAAGAGCCCAGACCAACGGACCUCCCGUCUUAUUUACCAGCCCUCCCACAACCCCCCCUGCCCCAACAGCCCGUGUCCUGCCCAGCUAAGGGCUGUGUUGCAGGGGGAGGAGGUCCGCAGGCUGUGCCACUGCAGCUCCAGGUUGAUGCCUGUGGUGACCGACCUCGAGUAUGAUGCCUUCAUCUCGGGCCAGCCUCCCCACAGCGAGCAGAUCCUGGUGGUGUGUGUAAGGGUGCAGCGCCAGCCUCUUGCCACGCCGGCCAAUCAGGACCUGCUGGAACAGCUGUAUGAGAGGAUGAAUAAGAACAGGGCCAUGCCAUGCACUCAGUGUCAGCUGGACUCGUUCCGCCUUGUGAGGUAUGAGAUGUCUACAGGGACGUCCUGCGCUAGACAGACCGGAACAACCCUUUUGCAGCAUAGACACAACGCCUCCCCUGGAAUGUUUCUGAUGUACAUCCGAGGGAGGCUGCUCUUUGCAGACUACAUCUUCAAUGGCUACAGCUGCUCAGAGAGAAACCUGCACAAGCAAAUCGCUAAGACCAGGGCGGACUACAGACAAGGUUAUAGUCUGCCCUCAGACUACCGAUUCAGUGCUCGGUUGAAGAGGGCAGUGGUAGGAGACCUAUCUCUCUCUCAAGAACCGCAUAUAACUCCAUUGGAAGGGCACUUAGGAGAAACCCAAACCUGUGAGAGGAAACCCACUCAGGGACCUGUGACUUCCCUGAAGAAAGACACAGUUUCAAAGGCCAAAAAGACUGCAACCUCUCUACCUUUCCUCACACCCUGAACACACCAAGCAUCCAGCUACAGGGUCUGACUCUCCUGCUCAUGCUCUUCAAAGAUGAUGUCAAUGGAAGACAGAGAGAAUAUACACAUUUUCUAACACCAAAUGGUUAACUGCGCACAACGUCUUUGGCUGUCUUAAGCAAUGUGCUUCAAUAUGUCUAUAUAUAACAACUGAUGGUGUUGCAUGGAAAAAGCUUACAAAUCACAAAAGUCUGUGCUUAUGCCAG
Osmerus eperlanus (European smelt) is the source of this 1110-nucleotide messenger RNA. RefSeq lists its product as uncharacterized. The record is from RefSeq and is a predicted model, not a curated record. The transcript is spliced from 6 exons. Lineage: Eukaryota; Metazoa; Chordata; Actinopteri; Osmeriformes; Osmeridae. Bases 12 to 884 code for a protein of 290 amino acids.